AUGCUUCUGUUUCUUCUCGCUCUCGCCACCAUCGUGGUAGGGGACUACCCCUUUAGAAAUAUCUCUCUAUCCUGGGAGGACAGAGUCAACGAUCUGGUAGGUCGUCUCACCCUGGACGAGAUCCAGCUACAGAUGGCCCGUGGGGGGUCAGGAGUUAACGGUGGUCCCGCCCCUGCUAUAUCCCGGCUUGGAAUCAAACCCUACGCUUGGGACACCGAGUGUCUCCGAGGUGAUGUAUGGGCGGGAGAGGCUACAUCCUUCCCCCAGGCGUUAGGACUUGGAGCCUCAUUUAGCACAGAUCUGAUAUUCCGGGUGGCCCAAGCCACGGGGGAAGAGGUGAGAGCCAAGAACAACGACUACACUUCACAUGGGAUAUACGGAAGUCACAAGGGUAUCAGCUGUUUCAGUCCGGUCAUCAACAUCGUGAGAGACCCCAGGUGGGGAAGGAAUCAGGAAACAUAUGGUGAAGAUCCGUUUCUGAGUGGGGUCUUUGCAACAAACUUCGUUAAGGGUCUCCAGGGAAGCGAUCCCCGCUACGUCAGAGCCAACGCUGGCUGCAAACACUUUGAUGUCCACGGCGGCCCUGAAAAUAUACCUGUUUCACGCUUCUCGUUUGAAGCAAAGGUGUCUGAAAGAGACUGGCGCACUACCUUUCUCCCAGCCUUCCGCUCCUGUGUCAAGGCCGGGACCUACAGCCUCAUGUGCAGCUUCAAUAAAAUCAACGGCGUGCCAGCAUGUGCAAACAAGAAGCUUUUGACGGAUAUUCUAAGAACUGAAUGGGGUUUCAAGGGUUAUGUGAUCAGCGAUCAAAGUGCCAUUGAAAACAUCAUCACUGAACACCACUACCUCAACAACAGCGUCGACACCGUUGCAGCGUGUGUGAAGGCCGGGUGCAACAUUGAAUUGUCACAAAAUCUAACCCAGCCCGUGUACAUGUCUCUUGUUGAUGCUGUUAAACAAGGCAAAAUUACUGAAGACGAGGUCAGGACCAGUGUGAAGGCGUUGUUCAACGUCAGAAUGAGGCUUGGAGAGUUUGACCCACCGGAAAUGAAUCAAUACACCAAACUAAACGUUUCAAUAGUUCAGAGCGAGGCUCACAGGAACCUGUCCAUGGAGGCAGCAUUGAAGACGUUUGUAUUGCUGAAAAACGAAAACAACGUCCUUCCCAUAAAACCAUCGGACUACCGGGAUGUGGCGGUUGUGGGACCAAUGGCUAACAAUCCUCAAGCACUGUUUGGAUUUUAUACCCCUGACAUGGACCCUAAAUACACCACCACCCCUCUACAAGGUGUACAGUCUAUCUGGUCUACAGCGAGGUAUGGAGCUGGCUGCUCGGACAACAGAUGCACUCAGUAUGACCGCCAGGAAGUCCAAACAGCGGCAAAAGGCAGUGAUCUGGUAUUUGUGUGUCUUGGGACAGGUGCUGAGCUAGAGUCUGAAGGCAACGACAAGGCCAACCUGGACCUCCCUGGACAACAGCUGCAGCUGCUUCAGGAUGCAGUCGCCUACGGCCAGGGUGCGAAGGUCAUCCUCCUUCUCUUCAAUGCUGGGCCACUCAACGUCACAUGGGCUGUAGAGAGUCCACAGGUUAAUGCCAUCAUGGAACUAUUUUUCUCAGCGCAAGCAACAGGCGAGGCAUUGCGAAGAGUUCUUUUAGCUGAAGGACCCAACUCAGUUCCGGCUGGCAGACUUCCGGUCACGUGGCCAAGGUAUAUAGACACGGUGCCUGACAUGACAAACUACUCAAUGGUUGAACGCACAUACCGCUACGCCACGUAUCCAGUUCUCUUCCCCUUCGGCUAUGGUCUGUCCUACACCAGCUUCUUCUACGACAUUUUGGAGUACAACAGUGAGGUGACAGCCGGGGCCGACUUGACUGGUUCUGUGUUUCUUACCAAUCGAGGAUCCUUCGAUGCUGAUGAGGUUAUCCAGGUGUAUAUAUCCUGGUCUAACGCCACUGUGACAGUUCCACAGCUUCAGCUGGUCGCCUUCGGCAGAGUGUUUGCACCACAGGGUGUACAAACACAAUGGGACUUCACCAUUUCGGCUGAAACCAUGGCAGUGUGGACUGAACAAGAUGGAUUUGUUGUUGAACCAGGUGUCAUUUCAUUAUGGGCAGGUGGUCAGCAGCCUAACAUCAGACCAGCUGUAGAGUCCAAUGUCCUUGCUGGCCAGUUCAAAGUCAUAGGGAAAAAGGUUCUUGGUCGAUAUUAAUAACAAAGACAUGCUUUUUCAAUUACUCCAGACUAGAUUUCCCUGGCUAAUUUCUACGUUUGGAUUGAUGUACAGCAAGCAGCUCAAGUGACAUGUAGCAUCACUAUUGCACUGACAGACAAGAACACGUGAAUCUGCAAUCUGUAAUGUACUAUAUUGUAAAUUGUGUUAAAUGGUAUUAUGUAUUGUAAAGUAUAAUGUUGGAAUGUUUAGCAUGGUGGUUUACGUCAGGGCUGGAUGUUGUCUCGGCACAACAACAGCAGCAUCUUCCCUCCAAUGUUUUGAAGUUUGUUUUGUGUCUGUUGAGUGUGUCUCAGAUAGUAACAUUUUAUAGGAGGCUAUAAUAAAAUUGACCACUAUGUAUAUUGCAAAUAUGGCAACGUAAAGUCACUUAAUCGUAUUACGCCCUGUAUUCAAAUUGAAACUGUAUGCAGUAAACGCAGUUAUUGUGAA
This is a messenger RNA of Haliotis rubra (blacklip abalone), 2667 nucleotides long. Its product is annotated as probable beta-D-xylosidase 2. Gene Ontology annotation, cellular component: plant-type cell wall. The coding region runs from base 1 to 2214 and encodes 737 amino acids. Gene Ontology annotation, biological process: arabinan catabolic process; xylan catabolic process. The transcript has 12 exons. NCBI's taxonomy places the organism in Eukaryota, Metazoa, Mollusca, Gastropoda, Lepetellida, Haliotidae. The record is from RefSeq and is a predicted model, not a curated record. Gene Ontology annotation, molecular function: alpha-L-arabinofuranosidase activity; xylan 1,4-beta-xylosidase activity.